UUUCUUUCUUUCUUUUCAAGGCUACUUUAGUAAGCCAAAUAUUAAUAAUAAAAAAAGGGGAAAAGUUUGGUUUAAAGCAAAAUAUGAUGUGUUGGUUUGUGUUGCCUGGGAAUUUGGCUAUGGCUUCAGAUUCUUAACGCUUAGAACAAAGCUAUACUACUAGGGGGCCGCCCUUCCUUCAGCUGCUACUCGUUUUUAGUCUCGAUUGCUCAUCAUCUUCUUCUCUUCUUGGGAUUUUCAAGCUCCCUUUUUUCUUUUUUUUUUUCUUUUUUUUUUUUAAAAAAAAAUUGUUUAUAUAUAUAGAUAUAGAUAUUAUAUAUUUAUUACCUAUCACCUUCAGUGGUUGUGUAUAUGGAUUCUGCGGCUAAUCUCCAUCAGCUUCAAGAACAGCUUCUUGUUCCUUCUUCUUCUUCUUCGUCUUCGUCUUCCUCUUUGCCCGUCAUUUCAUCGUGUUUAGGCCUUGGAAGCAGCCAUGGCUGGACUCCAAACGUAUCCCCGAAUAGUAAUAGUUGCAACUACAACCCAAGAAUAUUCAAUGGAUUCACUUCGUGUCCAAGUAGAUCAGAUUGUGGGCAGAAAAAUACAAACAGUUCUUCAAUGCUUCAAGAUUUGGGGUUUCAGUGGAGUGGCGCCGUGAAUACAGGGACCUUUUUCACCCAAUCUCUACACGACCCACAAGCUGGAAAAAUCAAAGACGAAAUCUCAUCUUUCCCCAAAUUCACACAAAUCUUGAACAACCCUUCAUCUACAAAUCAAGAUUUCCAUCAUUUUCCUUCUACAAAUCAAGUAAAGAAUAAUAGCAACAAUGAUUCGGAUCUUAAUGACCUCACCAACAAGCUCUUGAUCAAAACCCUUAUUUCAUCCGGCUGUCAAAUCAACGGUGGUGAUCCUACCAAACCAAAUAGACCCCAUUUCGCUCAAAUAUACCCUAGUAUUAAUGUCUCUAAUUGGAACCUCUCAUCUCCGGCGCCGGCGUUCUCAAAUUCCUUAGAUUUGAACUUACAAACCCCGGCCGAUAUGUUGCUCUCCGCCGCCAAUUUCAGCCACUCGCCGGAUAGUUUUGGUUCUUUUAAACAAACGCUUUCCGAUUUUCAAGACCAGAUGCAUCCGCCGCCGGCGAGCCUCCCAUGCAUUCCAAAUAAAAGAAAACCCUUCAGCACUGAAGCAACCGAACCUAAACGACCUUGUAACUCCAUGGAGUCCAGCCUGAAUCAACAAUCUCCUCCUCCUAAGAAAUCGCGAUUGGACUCACGCGCUUCUUGCCCUCCAUUUAAGGUUAGAAAAGAAAAAUUGGGUGAUAGAAUUGCAGCCCUCCAACAAUUGGUCGCACCCUUUGGCAAGACAGACACAGCAUCUGUGCUAAUGGAGGCCAUUGGAUACAUAAAAUUCCUUCAAAAUCAGGUCGAGACAUUGAGCGUUCCAUACAUGAAGCCCUCCUCCAACAAAAUCACAAGGCCAACACAUCGGAGUUCGGUGGAGGACGGAAAUGAAGAGCGGCCAAAUCGAGAUCUCAGAAGUAGAGGGCUGUGCUUGGUUCCAUUGGGGUGCUUGUCUUACGUGACCGGCGACGGCGGCGGAAUUUGGCCGCCGACGGGGUCUAAUGGAGGAACUCUUGAUAAAUAUAAUUAAAAUAUAUUUAUUCUCGGAUGAGUUUAAGAAAGACUAGGGCUCUGUGAAUUAAUGGAGCAAAUUUGGUCAGUCUGUUUAAAUCAAUGGAGAGAUACAGAAAUGGACCAAGUUUGAUCCAUUAAUAUUAAUCAUUUCAUGUAUUGUUAAUGAUCCCUUGGAUCAAACUUCACAUCCUUAUUUUGCUAUCUGUUAAUUAUCCUAUUACCCUUUAAUUA
Cucurbita maxima (winter squash) is the source of this 1844-nucleotide messenger RNA. RefSeq names its product transcription factor bHLH110-like. Gene Ontology annotation, cellular component: nucleus. The transcript is spliced from 6 exons. Gene Ontology annotation, biological process: regulation of transcription by RNA polymerase II. Gene Ontology annotation, molecular function: RNA polymerase II cis-regulatory region sequence-specific DNA binding; protein dimerization activity; DNA-binding transcription factor activity, RNA polymerase II-specific. Lineage: Eukaryota; Viridiplantae; Streptophyta; Magnoliopsida; Cucurbitales; Cucurbitaceae. Bases 352 to 1629 code for a protein of 425 amino acids. The record is from RefSeq and is a predicted model, not a curated record.